This is a messenger RNA of Clunio marinus, 279 nucleotides long. NCBI's taxonomy places the organism in Eukaryota, Metazoa, Arthropoda, Insecta, Diptera, Chironomidae. The record is from the annotation of a GenBank genome assembly.
AUGAACGAAGGAUUACUGGAAAUGGAUAGAAUACUAACGAACCAAGUUAUGCUUCAUUCUAUUCAUUUUUGCGGUGUGAGAAUGAAAAGAACAGUAAAGAUUUUUUCAUACAAAUUUGGGUACAAUUUAAGAAGAAGAUUUACUUACAUUCCUGGUGAGUGUGCUAAUGUUGCUGGAAUCUUCAAUGGAUCAGUUUCGUUUGUUUUUCCCGUCAUUAUCAUCAAUACACGUUUCCAGUUUGUGCAUGCGACCUUUCAAUUAAGCCACAUGACAACGUAA